AGACUAGCCUGGAGCAUGCUGCUUCCAGCCAUGAGGGGUGUUGGGUUGGUGAUACUGACCCUGCUGCUGUGCCCCAUUCCAGCUCAUGGCCUGUGGUGCCAGGACUGUACCGCCAACUCCAGCCACUGUACCUCGAAGGAGUGCCAGCCGUCAGAAACUGUGUGUGUCAGCAUCCAGAUCACGGACCCUAGUAGCAGCAGGCAGUAUCAUCCUGUGAACAAGAUGUGCGCUGCCUCCUGUGACUACAUCAAGCGGCACUUUUUCUCAGACUAUGUGAUGGCGUUCAUUAACUCUGGGAUCCUCAAAAUGGAUGUAGAGUGCUGCGAGAAGGACUUUUGCAAUGGGGUGGCUGCCGAGGUGGGGCACAGCACCUGGGCCCUGGCUGCAGGACUCCUGCUCAGCUUGGGGUCUGCCUUGCUCUGGGCCAAACCCUGA
Octodon degus (degu) is the source of this 435-nucleotide messenger RNA. It is a transcript of the gene Ly6h, whose product is annotated as lymphocyte antigen 6 family member H. The coding region runs from base 16 to 435 and encodes 139 amino acids. The transcript is spliced from 3 exons. Gene Ontology annotation, biological process: acetylcholine receptor signaling pathway. The record is from RefSeq and is a predicted model, not a curated record. Gene Ontology annotation, molecular function: acetylcholine receptor binding; acetylcholine receptor inhibitor activity. Gene Ontology annotation, cellular component: plasma membrane. Lineage: Eukaryota; Metazoa; Chordata; Mammalia; Rodentia; Octodontidae.